AUGCCAGUCUACAUGGGUCACGAUGCAUGCUACUGCAGCGUCGCUUGCCGAAAGCGGGGUAGAUCUGUAGAAUAUGCGAAGCUGACAGGCAUCAAGUUGGAGGAGACUGUCGAUAGCGCAAGCAUGUACAGCAGCAUCGUGUCUGACUCGACUGCAACAUCGUCAAAGAGAACUUCGGAUCUCCAAGGGCAGGGCGGCCACGGCCAGCGCGGCAUGCUGAGAUGGAUUCUCAGUGCAGGGAUGCGGCAGCUCACCGCUAUUGCUGGAGGGGCCGAGCUCCUUAGGAUGGGGUCUUUCGCCACACCGCGAUUUGCGUGGUGCCAGCAAGUAACGAGCAUGGAUCUACCGGCUGUGCUGGGCAAGCCCUUCCAGCCAGCCCUGGAAAGGUAUUGCCGAGUGGAACCACCGCUGCGGAAAGAGGAGCUGCAGGAGCUCAAAACCCUGCUUCUCGCAAAGAAGACCCUGGACACGAGCAAAGCCAAAUGCAUUGGCAAGGAGAGGGACUGGGGAGUCCAGGGAGGAUAA
Symbiodinium sp. CCMP2456 is the source of this 525-nucleotide messenger RNA. The record is from the annotation of a GenBank genome assembly. NCBI's taxonomy places the organism in Eukaryota, Dinophyceae, Suessiales, Symbiodiniaceae.